GCCCAGGGGGACACACCGGGGCUGGGAUCAGGACCGGGACCGGUUUUCGGGAGGGGAAAGAGCCGACACCGAAGAGCACCGGAACAGAGAACGGGGUGGAACCGGGACUGUGAGGGAACGCCGGAACCAGAAGCCGGGAUGGGAGAUAAUCAGGCCCGAGGGGACAGCCGGGACCGGGAUCGACGGCCCCCAGAGCUCGGCAUGGCGGGCCGGGGCCGCGGCCGGGGCCGGGGGCAGAUGACCUUCAACGUGGAGGCCGUGGGCAUCGGUAAGGGGGACGCGCUGCCCCCGCCCACGCUGCAGCCCUCGCCCCUCUUCCCGGCCCUGGAGCGCCGCGCCGCGCCCCUGCCCGGAGGCGAGGAGGGCGAGUACAUGCUGGCCCUGAAGCAGGAGCUGCGCAGGGCCAUGAGGGGGCUCCCCUACUUCGUCAAACCGGGGGCACCCCGCAGAGACAUUGAGCGCUACUCGGACAAGUACCAGCUCUCCAGCCCUGUGGACAGUGCCAUCGACUGGAACCCAGACUGGAGGCGGCUCCCACGGGAGCUGAAGAUCCGUGUACGGAGGCUGCGGAAGAGCAGGACCACUGCCAUCGUCCCCAAGCAGUACGUGGCACUGGACAAGGAGGAGACGAUUAAGAAGCUGGAGAGCCUGGAGAAGAAGGAGGAGGAGGUGACAUCAGAGGAGGAAGAGGAUAAGGAGGAGGAAGAAGAGGGAAAGGAGGAGGAGGAGGAGGAAUACGAUGAGGAGGAGCACGAAGAGGAGACUGACUAUGUCCUGUCGUACUUUGACAACGGGGAGAGCUUUGGCCCUGACAGCGAUGAUAACGGCGACGAGGCAGUGUACUGAUCCCGCUGGGGUACGGACCUUGGGGUUCCCCAUCCCCGGCCUUGGGGCAGCGUGAUCUGGGAUCUGUGGCCCGCCCGUCAUCCUCCGUGCCACCGCCAGGUGGCGCCGGUGCUCCGGGGCGUGGGGCGCUCCAGGGAGGGACAGGGGGGGUCGGAUCCUGAUUUUUGGGGUGGGUUUGGUGUGAUGGGGGGUCUCUCUGACAACCCCCCCACACCUUUUACAGCAUCUUUUUAACUUCUGUGCUUUUUUAAAACAAAAUUUUGCGAGGAUUGA
Molecule: messenger RNA, 1119 nt
Organism: Prinia subflava (tawny-flanked prinia)
Lineage: Eukaryota; Metazoa; Chordata; Aves; Passeriformes; Cisticolidae
Gene: POLR3GL
Product: RNA polymerase III subunit GL
Exons: 8
Coding region: 139-846 (235 amino acids)
Biological process (GO): transcription by RNA polymerase III
Cellular component (GO): RNA polymerase III complex
Source: RefSeq, a predicted model, not a curated record